UAUUGUGUAUAGAUUAAAAACAGUUUUAGCAUUGAAUUAACGUUCAAUAAUGAUAAAACAGAGGCAAUUAACUUUUUGACGUCUCAUUUCACGCUAAAUAUAACUUUAAUAUCUUGCAGUGUGGAGAGCUCUACCAUGCUUACAAGUAGUACCCCGGGUAACAACACCAUAAACUGAUCAGUGUUUUACUAAUAACAACACUAAUCAAAAUUGCACUGAUUUCUGCUGCUGUAGAUAUUCAUAUUUAAGCCGAUAUCUUCUUCACAUAUGUAAACCAACAACGAGUUUACCAUGGACCCAGACACGGCGGCUGCCAACAUUCGUUCCUUAUCAUGUAAGUUGGACACCGAAUUAAAAAAAAAUACCGAUUGGAACAAGGUUGUCGAAAUAUUAAAAGAAAUCAGCGAAAUAUUCAAGACAGAGAGCAGCCGUAGCUUGACCGUCUCUUCAGAGUUCCUUGAAACAGCAAGUACAAUUCUAGAAACCUAUUUGGCUGAAUCAAGAGAAGUCAAAGGUUUAAAUCAGACAGUUACUGAAGUCUUUAGAUGUUUACGCAAUUCAUGCAUCGGUUCAAAAGAUAACCAAGACACCAUUUGUAGAAACUCUCGAAUCCCACUUCUGGCUCGAGACUUUAUUCGUAUGAUCUUAAAAGAAGGAAGUGAAGAUGCUGAAGUCCAACUCUGUUGUGCUGUACAGUUCAUUGGUAAUGCUGUGGUGAAUAACUAUGACAAUCAAAUACUUGUUUGGAGCAGUUUCUCUCCUGACUUCCCUCUUUUGUUAUCAAGUUGUGAUUGGAAUUUGGGUCACUAUACCUGCAUGGUAGUUCACAAUUGCUUGGCUACCUUAAUUAGCCAGCCAAAUGCAGAUAUCCGUCCAAUUGAUGUUAAAGACCCACUCAUGCAAUCCCUUAUUUUAGCUGUUAUGGACAUGCUCAAAAAAGAAGAUUCAGAAUGGGGGAUUUUUGUUCUGGAAGAUUUUUUACUUGUUGAGGAUUUCAUCUCUGUGAUGUAUCCACAAAUGGAUAAUGAACAGAAGCUUUUGGUUUUGGAUGUAAUGGCAAACCAGCUACAAAGACCAUGUGAAGAAAACAAGGAUUUUCAGGAUUAUUCUCCUCAAAUUUGUGAAUCUAAUCUUUUGUAUUUGGCUAAAGAUUUUAAAGAAAUGUCCAAUAUUCUGCUGUCUUUAGGGGAUUCUGAUACUGUUGAUGGUAAAGAAAUGGAAGAGGUGUCAUUUGUUUUCUGCCACGAAGUCUAUGCCUGUCACAAUUGUUCCUUUCAGCAACCUUUUGUACUCCUAAAAGAACUGGAAGUUCUUUGCUGGGCUACAUGCCAACAUAUUGGUUACCGUGCUUUAACGCAGGAUGAUACUGGACUACUUUCAUGUGCCAUUAAAUUCUUUAAUAAAAGAAGAAAAAACAACAGUCAGCAAAACAGUUUUGAGACUGAGUUUAAUGCAAGAUUUUUGUUGCAAGUGAUCAAUCAAUAGCCAUCAUAUAAAUCAAUACUUAUAGUCAUUAUGUUGAGUGUAGUGCUGCAAGGAAAAAUGUUUUUGAUUUAAAAAAUACCAAAAAAAAAAAAAUGAAAGAAAAAAUUUCAGUUACAUAAACAUCUCCCCCAUAUUUUCUGUUUUGCCAUAUCUAACAACUUUGGCGCAAUAUUUGUAUUGCAGCAUUUGCUAUUGUUUUUAUUUAUUAUUUAGUAAUUAGUUUAUUUAUUGGUGCUGCAUAUAGACGACAUAUGCAGCAGAUAUUUAUUACAGCCAGACAUAUGUCCAGAUGGUAUUUUCUGCAGUCUGCAGAAACUGUGUCUUAUUUUCAUGAUUACUGCCUAAUUGGCAAUUUAGGACAAUGUCAGUGAUGUCUAAUUCAAUAAACUAGCUUAGAGUAGAAAGAAACAAUUAGAUGAAGGAAGGCUGACAUUUUUAGGUGGUGGUGGUAGUAGUAGUAGUAGUAGUAGUGGUGGUGGUGGUGGUGAUGAUAGUAGUGCUGUUGGCAAGGGUUUUUAUAAUGUCGUCAUUGUUUUCUUGAACCUUCUGACAAGCUUGUAGAUAGAAACUGAUGUAUCCUUUGCAUUUUUUUCCUUUUUGUGGAGGAAAAUACAGUAGCUGUGUGUCUAAUAAGAUUUGGAUAUCAGUGUCUCAUGAAAAACUACUGUAUGAUUCUCUGGCUUCCACUGUAUUACUUUGUCUCUUGCAAACUUUGGUAAUUAGAUUUCUCAAUCGGCAAUUGACACUGUCUAUUGAAGAAGUGCUCCUUCAGAUCUUUAAUGAAAUAUUUAUUUAACAUCAAUGAAGAUGUUAGCUGUCUAGUCAGACCAGAUCUUUUGUUUCUUAUUGGUCAAAUUAUAGAUAUUUUUAUUUUAUUUUAUUUUAUGGAAUUCCUUCACCAAAUAACUUCCUAGGAGGGUGUAAUUCCAGUUUAAAUGGAAUUUCUAUUUUCUGUCUUCUUUCUUUGAGUCAGCCACCACACCCCAUAAAAUAAAAAGACAAUUUGAAUACAGGGCCUGUUCAAACAGAGAUGACAUUUAAUAGUUUUCUGCUAUUCUACACUGUGAUAGCCUUAGCCUAAGUGAUAUCAAAAGGUUUGCCAUUAAUUCUCAUCAGCUCAGGCAUUUUACUUCAAUUUCUUGAAUGAAAUGAGAAAUAGAUUUUUUUUUCCUCAUAGGCUAGAAAGAAGAAAAGAAACAAGAUAAAUAAAAUUGUAAGGAAAUAAACAAAAAAAAAGACAGAUGGAGCUUUCAAGAGUUUUUACUUUUGGUUUGCCAACUUCAUAUGUGAAUUAAAUUAAAAAUACCCAAAAGGAAGAAAGAAAAAGAAAAUACCCACCCCAUUUGGAAAUCUGGUCAUAUUUUAAUUGAUUUUUUUCUGUAAUUUAGUUUUAUUGUGAAAUAGCAUAAUAUCCACUAAUUUUUUUUCAUCUGGUCUGUCUAUCAUACUUUCUUUAGUUAAUUUGAUAUUCUGAAGAAAGAAAAAAAUUAUGGUUCCUAUGAUUGUAAGCACGAAGAAAUUGAGUGUUUGUUAAUACCUAUUCUAAACUGAUGCCAAGAUGAAACAUGUCUAUGUUAGUAUGUUCUAGAUCAAGGGGUCCCCAGCUACUGGGCUGAAUUGUGCAUCAGUAUUGAAUUGUGGAUCAUUUGGUACAUGGCUACUUGGAAAAAAUAAAUUUUAAAAUUUUAUUUCUAUUUCAUUGACUAUCACAGUCUGUUGGGUGUUUUUGCAUUUUAUAUGUAGUAUAUUUUUAUUAUAUAUGUAAGGCAAAGACCCCCUUUGGUCAUGAAUGACCAUGGGAUUGCAUCUAGAAAGUUUCCCUCUGAGGCACAACUCUGGGCA
Molecule: messenger RNA, 3327 nt
Organism: Octopus sinensis (East Asian common octopus)
Lineage: Eukaryota; Metazoa; Mollusca; Cephalopoda; Octopoda; Octopodidae
Product: ataxin-10-like
Exons: 9
Coding region: 292-1485 (397 amino acids)
Biological process (GO): neuron projection development
Cellular component (GO): cytosol
Source: RefSeq, a predicted model, not a curated record